AUGCCGAAGAACAAGGGCAAGGGAGGCAAGAACCGCCGCCGCGGUAAGAACCAGAACGAGCCGGACAGGCGCGAGCUGGUGUUCAAGGAUGAGGGCCAGGAGUACGCGUUGGUGACGCGCAUGCUCGGCAACGGGCGCUGCGAGUGCAGCUGCUUCGAUGGCACGACGCGCCUUGGCCACAUCCGCGGCACCAUGCGCAAGAAGGUGUGGAUCAACAAGGACGACAUCAUUCUCGUCAGCUUGCGCGACUACCAGGACGGCAAGUGCGACAUCAUCCUCAAGUACACCAUGGACGAGGCGCGAAACCUCAUCAAGAACGGGCAGCUCCCAGCCGACACAAAGCUCAACGAGGGCGGCGACUCCGACAAGGAGCAGGACGACACCGUUGUCUUCGCCGAGGUUGACAACGCAGGCGACGAGGAGGACUUUGACGUCGGUGGUGACGUCGACAUUGAUGACCUCUAA
This is a messenger RNA of Salpingoeca rosetta, 465 nucleotides long. Its product is annotated as eukaryotic translation initiation factor 4C. Lineage: Eukaryota; Choanoflagellata; Craspedida; Salpingoecidae. Gene Ontology annotation, molecular function: translation initiation factor activity; RNA binding. Gene Ontology annotation, biological process: translational initiation. The coding region runs from base 1 to 465 and encodes 154 amino acids. The transcript has a single exon. The record is from RefSeq and is a predicted model, not a curated record. Gene Ontology annotation, cellular component: cytoplasm.